Messenger RNA from Marchantia polymorpha subsp. ruderalis, 1184 nucleotides. Lineage: Eukaryota; Viridiplantae; Streptophyta; Marchantiopsida; Marchantiales; Marchantiaceae. The record is from the annotation of a GenBank genome assembly.
ACGGAAGGAUGACUCUCGAAUGAUUUAUGAGCUCUUGGCUCGCAGACUAGAGCACUCUCAGAGCUUGCAAAUUCCAGCUGAAGGGAAAUUGGAUCCCUGCAGUGUACCACUUGGACUCAGCAAUUUUGAUCCUUCGUGAGAUAAAAUGACAAUGAAGUUGUAUGGUGUAAUGCGUUCUCCCUUCGUCCAGAGUGUGGUAUUCACAUGUUAUGAAACCGAUACGGAGUUUGAGCUGAUACCUACUGAGAACGUCGUAGUCAGGACACCGGAGUUCAAGGCGAAAUUGAACCCGUUUGGGACAAUGCCUGCACUUGAAGACGGGGAUUUCACGCUAUUUGAAUCGCGAGCUAUAUCAAGAUACAUAGCCUCCAAAGCCGAUGCUCAGAGGGCAGGCAAUUCUCUCCUGGGUUCGACAAUCGAAGAGCAGGCCCUUGUUAAUGUCUGGAUUGACGUGGAGGCCCAGACCUUUUUCCCUCCUAUGAAGGACGCCGCUAUAGAGUGGACCUACAAAUUGGUCCCUGAUGCGGCUCUCGUGAAAUCCAGUCUUGAAAAGCUUGGAAAGAUUCUGGACAUUUACGAAGAUCAACUCACCAAGCACAAGUACAUUGCCGGGGACUUCUUCUCGCUUGCAGAUAUUUUUAAUGCCACUUUGGUAUACUUUUACAUGCGGUUCUCCAAUCCAGAACAGCAAGGUGAAUUCACGAACAGACCCCAUGUUCAUGCCUGGCUUCAAAGCAUAUAUGCCAGACCCGCAUGGCAGAAAAUUAUAGCAAUACCAGAGACUACAGACUGGUCUUUUCUCAAGAAAACGUAGAUUGGUCUAGGUGAUGCUCAUAGCAGCUGAUAGUAAACUUCGGAAAUUCCUUGUGAGGCUAAGCAAUCACAGAUUUUGGUUCCAAGCUGUACUUCGGGUGAUCAAGGUUUCAGCAGUAGUACAGUAGGGAUAGAUCAGUGGAGCUUGGAUGCUAAAAUGUAUGGAGCCGACGAAGUUUGGAGAAAAGUACAAGUUUUGUUUAAGUAUUCGUCAUCAGUACUCACCAUGCUUCCACGAUCCAUGUGAAUCCAUGUCCAACACCCUGCCAUGCGAUUAGUAAAGCUUCCGUCUACUGGUAGGGUGAAUGUUUUAGAGCAUCUACGAGGAUUGCACUUUCAGAAAUCAUUUACGUGAUAAAGCUUGUCGCUGA